Molecule: messenger RNA, 10659 nt
Organism: Dicentrarchus labrax (European seabass)
Lineage: Eukaryota; Metazoa; Chordata; Actinopteri; Moronidae
Gene: cdh24b
Exons: 15
Coding region: 686-5707 (1673 amino acids)
Biological process (GO): cell morphogenesis; homophilic cell-cell adhesion; cell-cell junction assembly
Cellular component (GO): plasma membrane; adherens junction; catenin complex
Molecular function (GO): cadherin binding; calcium ion binding
Source: RefSeq, a predicted model, not a curated record
AUCACUUCCGAGAGAGAGCGGGGAUGAAGAGAUCAAGAGAGGAAAAAGAGACAAAACGGAGAAAUUAGAGCCAGUGGAAACGUGCUGAGGGAUUUUCAAGAGUCACGUUAUUAUUCAGGAGGGAGAGAAAGGGGAGAGAGAGGGGGAGAGAGAGGCGCGAUAACAGCGUUUGUCCUUCUUGGACUCAGUUUUGUGACCGGCUGACGGGCAGAACGGGCGACGGACGCAGAAACUUGAGACCGUCACACAGAGAUCCGACAUCCAGAGGCUCACUGAAGAUCAGACCUAGUUUCCCCUCGCUUGGUGUUUGGGAAUUGCGUUUCUCUCUGCCUUCCUGCUCUUUGGCACCGCUGCUUGGCAUUCAUCAGAGAUCACAUAUUUAUUUGAAAUUACGGGUGUUCAACCCUCCGUGGGAAACUGAAUGAGACUCUUCACAAGGGGAGUGGGAAAAAACCAGCAGAGAGCGGCUUGCUGAGAUAGAGGAAGAUAUUAGGCAGCGUGAAAAAAAAGGGAGAAGGAGUGACUGACACCUGCCCUCCAGCUCAGUGUGAAGGGCACAGAAUGCGAGAGUGAGAGGAGGGGCAUGAGAAGAGGGAAAACAGAAGAGAGAAUGAAGACAACCGGAAAACAAGGCCUGCCUCACAGCAAACCUCACUCAAAUUAGGACGUCUCACCACAAGACAAGAUGAUUACAAGAAAUCUGCUCCUAUUGGUUUCCCUGUUGCUGUGGGAGGGGCUCGCGGGAGGCGCCUUGGCCAGUAAAAUUGUCCGGAGGAGAGGAGUGGGCGGAUCGCACAUGGUGAAGCUAGGGGAGAGCAGAGCUGCGGACCAAUGGGAUGCAAGCGUUGAUGCGAAUGCUAUGCCCAUGGUGACUCUUAGAAACCUGAUUAGUCAUGAGCAGGCGGGUGACACUGAAUCUUUCUCUUAUUCCAAGAUAUUGCAGAAUCAUGCUGCUCCAUUGGUAGCUAACAAGGAGAGGCAAGCUUUCAAGCCCAAGCGUGAGGUCGACUCUGUCAAUAAAAAAGAAGUGACACCGCACAUGUUAGCCAAUAACAAGGAGUUAAACCAGGAUGUGAAGAAAGUUAAGAACAACACCAAGAAUGCUGAGACUUCUGCCAAAACAGGAAGGUCAGAAAAAACAUUCACAAUCCAUCAUAAACCAGAUCAACACACCAAUAAAACCAGGUUUAAAUCAGGCUCUAGAUCCAGGAACAGACCUGAUCUAAGUGUGCAUACUACAGGUGUGCCAGGAAAAGGAUUCAGCAUAGAUUCAAACCGAAAACUCAACCUCACUGGCAGUUAUGGGGUUCUGAAGCUGCUGUCGAAAGAGAACCUCGUCAGGAUCGUCAAUUCCCAAAUGCAGAGUGUUCCUAGCCUGAGCUUUCCGAGCAAGGGCAGCCGGAGCAGGAAGAGAGAUUUGAUUGACGUUAAUCACGGACAGUUAGAGGCUCAGAAAGUGCAGAGACAAGAUAUAGCUGUCACUCAGUUUCACACUGGAUUUGAUAAUCAGACGGCAUUACCUUAUGUAAGCCCAGUCACCACCCCAGAUCUUAAUCGAGACCAAGGUGCCAACACUCAUAUUAAUCCGCUAAGUGAAGUCAACCCAGCUUUAAGUAAAGGGCAGGGCAACUUGGGAAUGCAGGGUACAGAUAGUGGCGAUAGCAAGAGCAAACACCUGGCCCGUUUGCUGUCAACACCUCGCAGCGAGGUCAGUCUCAGUCCUGAGAAGGAAGUAAUAAUCAGCCAAACACAACCACCAUUUACAUCGACAAAACAUUUCCCACUGUAUGUACCCUCUGAAACAAAUGAUUCUCCACCGUCUGUGCUGACAAUGCAACCCCUGGGAGUAAGACCGGGGAACAGAGCAGCAGAUUCCCAUAGAGACCCAUUAACAGAGUCGGUUCACACUGCUCAAACAGAACUCAGCACAGCUCAGUACCCUGCAGAUGAAGACAACAAACUUGUCAACAGCAGUCAUGUCCUGAGGCUCCACCCGGCUCCCGAAUGGAGCCAUGAUACAAAAGAUGCUGGGAUGCAAUCUGUCGAUCCAGAAAAUGGGAAGGGCCUUGUGUUUGAAGAAGCAGAGUCAGAGGUAGAAGAGGAAAUGCAUGAGCGAAUGGAGAGGAAGGGGCCACGCUCUCGCAGCAGGAGGAGCUGGAUCUGGAACCAGUUCUUUGUGAUCGAAGAAUACGCCGGGCCUGAACCUGUGCUCAUCGGACGGCUCCACACCGACAUGGACAGGAAUGAUGGACGCACUAAGUAUGUCCUGCGAGGCGAGGGGGCGGGUUCGGUCUUUGUGAUAGACGAGAAGACGGGUAACAUCCACGUCACCAAGCCACUGGACCGUGAGGAGAAGGACGAGUAUCGCCUGAUAGCCACAGCCACCGACAGGCAGACGGACCGUGCCCUGGAGCCCUCGUCACAGUUCAUAAUUCGAGUGCAGGACAUCAACGACAACCCACCUAUCUUUGACGAAGGCCCCUACAGCGCCACCGUGCCUGAGAUGGCAAAUAUAGGCACGUCUAUAAUCCAGGUGACAGCGACAGAUGCUGAUGACCCGACUUAUGGGAACAGCGCCAAGCUCGUGUACACACUGGUGCAGGGCCAACAGUACUUCUCCGUCGAUCCUCAGACAGGUAUUCUGCGUACGGCUGUACCCGACAUGGACAGGGAGACCCAGGACCAGUACCUGGUGCUGCUUCAGGCCAAGGACAUGGGUGGCCACCUGGGCGGAUUAUCCGGGACCACCACCGUCACCGUGAGGCUCACUGACGUCAACGACAAUCCUCCACGCUUCACUCAGAGUAUGUGGUCCUUCUCUGUUUCCGAGUUGGCCAUCCCGGGUGCCGAGAUAGGGCGGAUCUCGGCGACUGACGCCGAUCUCGGUGAGAACGCCAAACUGGAAUAUACUAUCCUGGAGGGGGAGACCGGGGACACGUUCAACAUCACCGGAGUGAACCAAGAGGCGGUCAUCACGCUCAACAAGGCGGUAGACUAUGAGAGCCGGAGCUCCUACUCCUUCUCUGUGGAGGUCCUCAACCCCAUAGUGGAUCCGCGUUUCUUGCGUCGAGGCCCCUUCAAAGACCGGGCCUCCAUCAGAGUAGCAGUACUGGAUGCAGAUGAGCCCCCGAGAUUCUCCCGAGCCCGAUACCACAUGGAUGUGUCUGAAAACUGCCCACCGGCCUGCACAGUGGGCCGGGUCAGCGCUGUGGACCCUGAUACUGGUCUUACCAAUAAUAUAAGGUUCUCCAUUGAUCCUCAGUCAGACCCAGAGGCUCUGUUCCGUAUCACCCCAGACACCGGCCUCAUUACCACAGCCAUGGAACUGGACCGGGAACGAGAGCAUUGGCACAACAUUACUGUCAUCGCCACCCAGAGAGACAAUCCCAGCCAGGUGUCCAGAGUUGUGCUUGCAGUAGAGACAUUAGAUCUGAAUGACAAUGCACCAGAACUGGACAGACAAUAUACAACGGCAUUGUGCGACUCAUCCUCCAUCGGACAGGUGGUGCAGGUGUUGCGGGCGAUUGAUAGAGAUGAGGGAGGGAAUGACAGCACUGUGUAUUUCAGCAUCCCUCCAGAGUCCAGCGCUGCCCUCAACUUCAGCGUCAGGGACAGUGGUGGUCCCACAGCCAGCCUGGUGCUGCUGUCCCAGCUCCAGCCGCUGUCCCGCUCUGCAUCCUCUACCCUGACACUCUACGUGCCGCUGGUCCUAAGGGACGGCACAUCAGGCCUCACCAGCACCGGGACGGUCACAGUGUCCGUCUGUCCCUGCCUGAGAGGAGGGGCACGGGCCGGGGAGAAAGAGAAGGACAAACAGACCGAGGGCGAAUGGGACUGGGAAAGAGAGGCAGUGUGUCUCCCUCAGCAGUCCACACUGCCUUCCCCUGGGCUCAGUACCGCCGCCUUGCUGGCUAUCCUGGCUUGUGUUGCUACGCUACUGGCGGUGAGUGCCCUGUCAUUGUCGCUGCGCCGUCAGAAGCGUGACUCCCUGUCACCGCUGGAGGAGGACGACGUACGUGAGAACAUCAUAACGUAUGAUGACGAGGGCGGGGGCGAGGCCGACACUGCUGCCUUUGACAUUGCCGCGCUCCAGAGUGCACCGCACAGCUCGCGCUCACGUGGCUAUCGCACACUAGACAGCAGGAAUGUACGUUAUGCCCAGCGUAGCCAAGAAAAAGCUCGCACCUAUAGCUGGGCUCAGAAUCCGGGUGUGGAUCACAACUACACAGGACCAGGAGGACCUCUCUAUGGUCGCCUCUGUUACAGCAGCCACACGUUACCUGUUCUCCGUCGCACACCAGGGGGAACAUUUGAACCAGGCCUGGCAGAGCUGGGAUACCGCUUUCCUGGAGGCCAGCCAGACCACUCUCUGGUAAUCCAGAACCAAGGGGCCAUGGUUGGGCCAAUGGAGUCUGGGGCGGUGUACAUAGCUCCCACAGACCUCAGCACGGGAAGCCGAACGGGGAGUCGUACAGGAAGCCGCGACGGGACUGCACCCCAGAGUGGGGUAAGCACGUCAGAUGGAGGAACACCCAGGACCAGUGACAGCCAGGAGAGAGGAGGGGGGGCAGGAACUGCAAGCAACUGUACAGAUGGGAGCAAUGAGGACAAGAUGAACCACAGUCAAGAUGUGGACUGGUACCACACCCUACCCCAGCCCCGAACUGAAACCACUCGUGCUCGCCUACGUUCCCUCCAGGUGCAGUCGGAGACGUUACCCAGGGAGCAUAACCUCGUCAUGACCCGAUCCGGCUCCAUGAUGGGCCAGGGUCACGGUGCAGGAGGCUGGGUGUGCGACUCGGCUACCCUCCCCAUGGCAGGACGCAGGGCCUCCCGCGCCGGCUUGUCCCCAAAGCGCACAAGCUCUGGCCAGGCUGAAACUGACUCCAGUGGAGGAGGAGGAGGAGGAGGAGGAGGAGGAGGGGGAGGAGGAGGUGGAGGUGGAAAUGGGGGCACCUCCACAGAUGGCCAACAGCAAACUGCCAGUGGACGCAACUACGCCACUGUCCUGCAGGGGGAGGUAUCUGGACAGAGGGACUACCCCGGCAGCUUGGGGAGAGGAGGACUGGAGAUGGGGAGCAACUUUGUGGUGGCGAGGCCAGACAGGGAGGGCGGAGGGAUAUCAUCUGUCUACCCAGAAGCAGCUGGCUUUAUUGGGGACUGGCGUGAUCGGGUGGGUCUCGGGGGGUAUGUUUUGGGCAGGAGGGAUAUGACCCCCCAGCUUUUUCCCUUCCCGGGGCAGCCUCGGGGACCGUACGGCGGCGUGAUGGGCUUCGGGGCCGGCUGGGUUCCAGGAAUGGAGGCUGCGAGAGGAGCACCAGGGCCUGGGGGUCCCUCCUUGGCACUGAGGGUGGGUGAGUUCCUACGUCUGCGCCUUGCCCAGGUCACUUUUGACCCAUCACAGCCACCGUACGACUCUGUGCAGGUGUACGGCCUGGAGGGCACAGGAUCCCGGGCUGGAUCCCUCAGUUCACUUGAGAGCGAAGGAGAGAAGGAUGCAGAGAAGGAGGAGUGGGGUGCAGGGCUGGAAGAGUGGGGUCCACAGUUCCACAAAUUAGCCCAACUUUUUAAAGACAGGGAGAAAGAGAGGGAAGAGAAGGAUAAAGUUGAAGAGGGUGCCAAAAAGGAGAAGGAAAAGAAAGAAGAGCCAGAGAGGAAAGAGAAAAAAGAGGGAGUAGAGCAGGCUGGAGAAGAGGGGAAAGACUGAGGAAGGAUAAAAAUGAAACAGAUAGGGGCAAAGGGGGUAAGAGAGGAACAGCGGGAAUAGGAGGAUGAUGAAAAGGCAACCAGAGCUAGAAUAAUGUGAAGAGAAGUUAAAGGAGAGAAAGAUGAAGAGGCAAAGUAAUAAAAAGAGACAGAGAAAAAUGAGCCUAGGGAGGAUGGAGAAUGCGAGGGCAGGGGAGGGAGUGAUUGAUGUAAUUUAAAGCAAUAAGUGUUGAAACGCUGAUAUGGUUGAGCACAGAUACUGAGACAAUGCAGAGGCUGCUUCUGCUCGGGGCAGCAACAAUUUGUUAAACGCUUUGGACAAAGAAAAACAACCCAAACAUCCAAGACUCGAUUUAAUUCAACUCUCACGUACGGAAUAAGAAACAGCAGGAAACAAGAAGGAAGACGUUUCUGGUGGUGCGUGUUGGUCAUCUCUUUGUGUCUGCAUGCGUGUUUGUGUGUGGGAAAAGUCCAUGAGGGAAUAUGGAUGUGCGAGCAGGAGUGCACAUACACACUUUUUGAGUGGAUAUGUGUGCAUAUUCAACAAAGGAGUGGCAGGGAGAAACCGCGACACCCAGAGACAAUUUAAAGAUGAGACUGAUGACUGAUGAUACGCAAGCGGCAGCAUUAGUUUUCAGGACAACGUGCAAGAGUAAACAUUUAACAAGGAAGUUUAUAAACUAGGAUAACACACAGGGGAUGAAAUAUAGUACAAAGUGAAUGGGAUGCGGGAUGGAUGUAUAGAGAGAGAAAUGGUCGGUGGAAGUUAGACGAUUGUACAGAAUCUGUUACUUUUUAUUCCAUCUGCAGUGGCAGAAAAGUGAAUUAUUCAGCUCACUACUUCAUUCCAAAUGAAAAUGAUGAAUCAUUUAAAUCCUGCAAAAGAUUCUCCCUCCUCUCAGCCCACAAGGAAAACAGACAUUGUGAAAAAUUUAAAUGAUUUAGGGAUGCGAUCCCCCACCCUCCGCACCCCUACUCUGUUACACCCCCCACACCACCCCCCACGCUUUUUGUAGUUGAGUGUUGGUAUGUUUACAAAGAUCCACACACAAACACACACACAGACACAAAAGAACUGAUGAACAUGAAGCUUUGAUUGUACUACAGUAAAUUAUAAACACAAACCAUCCACAAGUAUUCCAUCUGUUAUAUGGAGUAAUGAUGACUCUACUAUUGAUCUCUUAAAUGUUUUUAUGGAAUAAGGCUCCUAUUUUUUAUGCCCCCUCCCCAUAUUCUCACUUGACAUGUCUUGAGGACAAAGUAUGCAUGAUUUUUGGAGACAACAAAAAACCUAAAAAGGCAAUCAAUUCCACUUUGAACACUCGUGCUGCCCAAAUGAAACAUUUCCAUAGAUCUGUAAUGAAAUUAUAGGGGAACAACACCACAGAGACUCCCACGACAGGCUUUUUGUUCUUGUAAAAGGUCAGGAUGCAAAUGAGCUGGAGUUUUCAGCUGGAAUGCACUUUUAUACUGUGUGAUGUUCAAUAAUAGAUAAUGAAUAAUGUCAAAGAUUACAGUUGUUUUAUAAGAUGUCAAUUAAAGAAGAAGAUACAAUGUUUGACUGUAUGUAAAAGCAUUUCAGAUGUAAAUACCACUAAAUAUUAUUGCUAAAAGAGAGUAUAUAAAAUGAAAAAUUAGUAAAAAAAAAAAAAAAAAAGCAGAACUUACAUGUCCAAAUGGAGCACUGUUGGGACUAUCUGUAUGUACUGUAGAUUAGAAAUGGAUUAACUGAGCUGGACUGAAAACAUGUUUUCAACAUCUGUGUAGUAAGUGAACAGGUUUGGGGUUGUUUUGUGGUAGCUCUCGUCUGAGAUGGACAAGCCAAGGAUUCAAUUAUACAUGUGGCCUCUGGCUGAAGUUUGUUGUGCAAAAUAUUAGUUACAGGAAGACUCAGAACUUGCCUGUCCCAGCGUGGAACCAAUUUGAUGAAAAUCCAAUGGAGUGAGGAGAAAUUCCCCUAACAGGCAUACAACAAAAAUUCUGCAUUUUCCCAAAGAUUUGGAUUAUUAUUCUGAAAAAGUAGAAUAAUAAAUAUACCAAAAUGGAGUUCAAGGACAGCUCUGUCAUUAGUGUUGCACUGCCUGAGAGAUAUGAGACAAAGUUUUAUAGAUAAAUACUUCUCUCUAGAAAUAUAAUCAAAUGUACAUUUAAGAGUAAGAUUUUUAAUAAUAAAAGUAUGGGAAAGUGACUGUCCAUCAGAUUUAAUCUUCAUGCAUUUCAGGCAAUGCAACGACCAUAUUAAUAUUGCAUUUUGCAUAUAUCUUAAGUCAAACAAAUUCUCUAAUUUUGUGGAAAAAUAACUAACACCCACAAAUUUGUUGAAUUUCUUGAGUCCAGAGGGGAAUUUUGCCUCAUACCCUAACCUGAAUGUGGACGUCUUUGGUGUGCCAUCGGAAAAGUGUCACCGUUUAUCACUGGUUCACUGUAAAGCCACCCACAUAAGUCAAGCUGCCAGCUUUGCUAGUGCCCACCAGUUUGGUCCACCAUAAUCUUGUUGUCGAAGUCUGCUACUGUCAACAUAUACUUAAGCAAUCAGGAAGUCAGGCUUCACACUGACCGAAAUGAAACCCAUAUACACCUCUGCACCCUUUACCUGAGCCACAGACUUGUCCAUACAGUGCCACUGUGCAGACUGGAUGGUAUCAGGACCAAUGUACAAAUACUGCACAAUAACUGGAGAAAAGUGGGGGGUACAGAACCUCAGGGGGGAUCUGAGUUAUCAUUCUUUUUGGCUGAUCAGCAAUACCUCAAUAUCCGACAGCUACUUAAUCCUUUCAUCAGACAUGUAACACUCAGUGGUCUAUAGUGACAAAGCAUAGGGGCUAUUAGACACUUCACAGUAAUAUACUGUGUGCCAACCAUAAAGGAUACAUUUGGUUUAUUACAACUUGGGUCUUAUUUUCAUAGUUUAUAAUAGUAACAAUAAGAUUGUACUCUGCAAGUUAAUUGCUGAGAUCUGGGAAACUAACCUGACUGCGCCAGGUGUUUUGUUACAGAAAACCAUCUGGGAAGUCAUCAUUGGGAAGUUGUUGUUGGGAACUGUUUGGCACUCUUUAAAGGGCAGGCACUUUCAAAAAAUAUUUGGCAUGUGAAUAAAUGAACCAUCUGUCUAUCAUUGUCUGUCACAGGAAUAAUCUGAUCAACUUACUGAAGGGAACCUAGCGUUAAACCACGCCUGUAGCUCAUGCUGUGGCUGCCAGUAGUUCCUCAUAGGAGACUGAUUGGUCUGUUACCACUGUGGUUGGACACAAGCGCAUAGCUUGAAGCCUGGCAAGAUGGAUUCUCAUGUGAUCUCAGGAUUUUGGGAUCUUAGGAGUCCAGCUGCUUCGCAACAUUACUUGGAAACAUCGCUUUCAGGAACUCUGAUCAGGUCAAACUUUGAAUGAUCGGUAUGUGUGAGGGAGCAGUGUGAAUAAGAUCCACUGAAGACGAGAAAACAUUUGCCUCACUCGCAGUCCAUAAAUGCGAUUAAUCCACGAGUUUGUGUUGAUGGGUAGUUGUUAGCUAGCUGUCUAAACUGUGAAGGUUGUAACUGAAAGUGCAGACGUUCUUCUUCUACAUCUUUGGCAAUUACCAAAUAGCUUUAGGUGCUUCAACACCAGCCUCUGGGUUGGAGUCUGUCAGACCUGUGGCCUGGGGAAACUAUCCUGAUUUAUCUGGAUACAAGACUUUUGAAAUGACAAGUGCAUAUUGAGCCUUAGGGUAUGUUGUCUUUUACACAUAAACUGGUUCACAUCAUCUCACUAAACUACAGGAUAAACUACAGUUUUGUCUUGUUUUCUGCCUACUGGGUUGUUUGUUUCUUGCCCUAUCUGACUUUGUUGGAGCAAUGUUGCCAUCUUCCCUGUUCUCAGCAAUUAGUCAGGUGUUCAUAACUGAUAAAUUAUUGUUAAAACUACAAAAACAAGACCCAGUUAUAAUUUAAACCUCAUGUUAUUAGAGUAAAAUGUCAAACAAUUUAGAAUGGAAAGAAUUAAAUGAUGUCUUGAAUGAAAAUUUCACUGGUACACCUAAAAUGACUGCCAAAGAACUUGGAACAAAUUUGUUAUGAGAAUAAGAAUUGUUGUAAAGAGCACUAACGUGUUGCUUUGCCAAUGCAUCAUCUGGGCAAUGUUUUCCUUAGCAUUUAUGUGGAAUGUGCCAACUUUCUGAGUCUCUCUGUCUCUCAACACACAAAAAAACCUAUCCUCAUUUUCAUAACAGUAUUGCCAAUUCUCGAGCAGCCAUUGCAAAAGCAAUUAGCAUGGUAUACCAAUAAGUGACCUUUCUUGCCAUUCUAAUUAUAUGGUUUAUUCCACAGUCUUGAUUGGCUCCAGGUGUUUCGUCUCUGCUGAUUGGUCUAAUUCAAAGUUCUGCUCCGGCUGAUUGGUCAAAAUCAAAGUGAUGAUUCUCUUGAUUUGUCUUAUUUCAGGGUUCUGGAGUGCUGCGCCGACUAAACCACUUGACGGAGCUGAUUAUCCCACCUCCUGAGCCCGGCAAAUUGGUUCAAUCAAAAGCGUGAUUAGAUGAAUCAGUUGUUUUAAAUAGAAUAAAAGCCUGCAGCCGCGGCAGCACUCCACAGCCCCCUUUUCACUCUUUAAGCUAGCUUAGAUGCAGCAACCCACAGUGACACACCUAAGUGGUCAAAGUGGUCCUGUCAGGCCAUUUGUCAAGUCCUCAGUCAAAGAAAUAACAACCCCAAAUACACUGAGGGUGGGGAAGUCACACUCAGAGGAUGAGAGCAGGUAUCUUAGCAUCUAGAUAUAUUGAUAUGUAGCUUAAGGGUGCAGGUUAAAGGUCAUGAGUCAUCUUGACCCCAAACAGGUAGACCCCAUCGGUUCUGUGCCCCCCAGUGACUUCAUAGCUCCUGCACGAUGUUGAUACAAUUCCACAAUUGCGUGCUGAACAAAGUGUAUUUAUUUCUGUUGUACUUUUUCUUUUUGUAAAUUUGAAUAAAAAAGGAACUAUUUCAAA